GAGAUUUAAUUAGAUUAACCAGAUUUAAAAAAAGGGGCUUACCUUUUUGUUUCGUCGUCUCCAGUUUAACCAUCUGUCAUUUAUUGAUUUCGUUAGAUUAACCAUCUGUCAUUUAUUGAUUUCGUUUCGUCGUCUCCAGUUUGUCAAACGAAGAAAGGACAGAGCGAUUGGUGGAUCCCUAGCUAAUUUUGAAAACUUCCUCUGGUGUUUGAUUCGCGGAAGAAGGGAGUUUGAGCAGCUUCAACAGUUGAAUUUCGAUUGAGAAGAGGUGUUUGGGAGGUGGUACUAUGGGAUAUCUGAAUUCAGUGUUGACAUCUUCGAGCCAGGUUCACGCCGACGAUGGACCUGUUAGCGGCGGCGGCCUCAGGUUCACUUUCAGGAUUACAAAAGAUGAGAAGAUAUGAUAGAUUUACUUAGAAAAUGGAAUUAUAAGAUGUCUGAUUAUAUAUGUUAAGGCGUUACCAUCGUUCCUAGACUACUUAAAGUCAACCUUAUGUCUUCUUUCAUUAUCGCUUAUAAAUUGUUUUUUUUCUUUUCAUAUAUGAAGGCUUUGACCGUAAUUGUUUUUUUUUCUUUUAAAUAUCUUCUUGUUAUGUGCAGUCAGAACGGGAAGUUCAGCUAUGGAUACGCAAGCUCUCCUGGUAAAAGAUCUUCCAUGGAGGACUUCUAUGAGACUCGAAUCGAUGGCGUUCAUGGGGAGAUCGUUGGUCUUUUUGGUGUCUUUGAUGGACAUGGAGGUGCACGUGCUGCUGAGUAUGUGAAGCAAAAUCUAUUCAGUAAUCUGAUCAGGCAUCCAAAGUUCAUCUCUGACACUACUGCAGCAAUAGCUGAUGCAUACAACCAAACGGACUCGGAGUUUCUUAAAUCAGAAAAUAGUCAGAACAGAGAUGCUGGUUCUACGGCCUCAACAGCCAUCUUAGUUGGUGACCGUUUACUUGUUGCAAAUGUAGGGGACUCUAGAGCCGUCAUAUGCAGAGGUGGCAAUGCUAUUGCUGUAUCCCGAGAUCACAAGCCUGAUCAAAGUGAUGAGCGCCAACGAAUUGAAGACGCGGGAGGAUUUGUCAUGUGGGCUGGAACAUGGAGAGUUGGAGGAGUUCUUGCUGUUUCUCGUGCAUUUGGCGAUAGAUUAUUGAAGCAGUAUGUCGUUGCUGAUCCGGAGAUACAGGAGGAAAAAGUUGAUAGCUCUCUGGAGUUUCUCAUUCUUGCGAGUGAUGGUCUCUGGGAUGUUGUAUCUAACGAGGAAGCCGUGGGCAUGGUCAAGUUGAUAGAAGAUCCCGAGGAAGGUGCAAAGAGACUGAUGACCGAAGCUUACCAAAGAGGAAGUGCAGACAACAUAACUUGUGUCGUUGUACGUUUCUUCUCAGACCAGACAGGAGCAGUAGGUACCAGCAGCAACAGUAUCCCAAUCGAUCACGGUAUUAUACCAGACAGAAGCUCCAGUGACCCAUCAACCUAGUUCUAACAUUGGUAACGUACCUUUGGGUUUCUCAGUUUCAAAAUUUACUCAAAAGAAACAACUGGAUCUGGAAGGUUAUAUAUUGUUUUAAAAAGAUCGAGAAUAUAUAUAGACAAAACUCUUUUGCACGAACGUUGUUUUUCUUGUCUCGUGUCACUUUUGUUGUUGUUAUACAUUGGUUACUUGGCUAUGUAAAGAAACAUAUCUGUGGAUUUGAGUUUCAUCUCCAAAAUGGAUUUGCAACAUUGGUAUAAGUGAACUAUUAUUAUUCCAA
This is a messenger RNA of Brassica rapa (field mustard), 1730 nucleotides long. RefSeq names its product probable protein phosphatase 2C 59. The record is from RefSeq and is a predicted model, not a curated record. Gene Ontology annotation, molecular function: protein serine/threonine phosphatase activity; cation binding. Lineage: Eukaryota; Viridiplantae; Streptophyta; Magnoliopsida; Brassicales; Brassicaceae. Gene Ontology annotation, biological process: protein dephosphorylation.